Drosophila ficusphila is the source of this 1607-nucleotide messenger RNA. RefSeq names its product zinc finger and BTB domain-containing protein 47. NCBI's taxonomy places the organism in Eukaryota, Metazoa, Arthropoda, Insecta, Diptera, Drosophilidae. Gene Ontology annotation, biological process: regulation of cytokine production; negative regulation of transcription by RNA polymerase II; regulation of immune system process. The record is from RefSeq and is a predicted model, not a curated record.
UCAACACUAAAAGUUUGCGUUGCUUUUUGGACACGAAAAUAUUCGAAAAAGGACGCGAAUCCUGGCGAGGAACGGCCAGCUGGGUGCCGCAAGCAUGCUCAAGUCGCUCAAGCCGGACACGUACGCCGGAAUGGCGAACGCCAAGUGCGGCGAGAUCUACUUCCAGAGCCUGCACAGCUUUCGCAUCGACUGUGCGUUCUGCGAGAUGAAGAGCUUUGUGUUCGGGGACUUCCUGCUCCACGUCCAGAAUGUCCACUUCGAGAACGGGCUGCUCAAGACGGAGGCGACCGAGGGGGACCUCAAGCAGGAGCGGGACACCUCGCACACCUCCCCAGUUCCCAUUGUUGCCCAGGUGAAUCCAUUUGCGUGGUAUGAAAUUGGUGGCGGCGAUCGGGAGGAGGACAGCGAGGACGAGCAUGGCGCUCUGGAAGAUCAGAACGAGGAGGAAGAGGAUGAACGGCCGGGCAGGACGAUCAUGAAGUGGCAGGACCACCAAUCCAUGGCCAGCGAAUCCCUGCGGCAAGUUCGAGCCCUAAAAGUGGACUACAAGGAAGAGGACUCCGAGCAGGAGGAGUGUGGCAUCAAACUGGAUCUGGACAGUGAAAGCAGGCAAUCCCUGAAAACUCCACACUCCUGUCCGCACUGCACGAAGGUCUACCAGAGCCGCAAGGUGCUGGAAAGGCAUUUACUUCGCCAGCACAAGGACGUCGCUUCCGUGGAAGCAGACAGUGAGGAUGCGGACUACGAGCCGCCCAAGGAUGCGCCCGCCAAAUCCUCCGGCCAAGAGUACAAGUGCGAGCACUGCGACAAGAUCUACCAUGGCAAAUACAGCCUGCGGCAGCAUUUAAAGCGCGAUCACGACAAUUUGGGCGAGGACGGUGGCCCCGCCACCUUCACCUGCCAGGAGUGCGAGGCCCAGCUGCCGCGUCUCCGCCUGCUGGACGAGCACAUGGUGCAGGCGCACGGCGGAGCAGCCUGUGUGGUGUGCGGCCGGCGGUACAAAACGCGUCACGAGCUGAAACGCCACCAGCUGAAGCACACCAGCGAACGGAACGUACCCUGCCCGCAUCCCGGCUGUGGCAAGCGCUUCUUCACCGUGCGCCAUAUGCGCAAUCACGGGAAGGUCCACACCGAGCAGAAGAACUUCGUGUGCGAGAGCUGUGGCUACAGCUGCCGCAACAAGGAGACGCUGCGCGUCCACAUACGGAGUCACACGGGCGAACGACCGUUCGGGUGUCAGGUGUGCGACAAGCGAUUCCCCUCGCACUCCGGUCUGAGGGAGCACAUGGCCAUGCAUUCCACGGAGCGACCGCAUGUGUGCAGCGUUUGCGGUGCGACGUUCUCGCGGCAGAAGGGCCUGUACCACCACAAGUUCCUGCACGCGGACACCAAGCAGUUCGUGUGCAAGCUGUGCGGGAAUGCCUACGCCCAGGCAGCCGGACUCGCUGGACACAUGCGCAAGCACCGGAACGACGAGCUCAACGGGUAGGAUCGUGGGGACAUAGUCGUCUAAGUUGUACGUUUUUGUAUCUUCCACUCUCGAAGUUUAGGUUUAGGCACUCAGGCAUAGGCUAUAGGAGACAGCUAUCGUUGAUGGCUUAUUGGAG